Aegilops tauschii subsp. strangulata is the source of this 645-nucleotide messenger RNA. The record is from RefSeq and is a predicted model, not a curated record. Lineage: Eukaryota; Viridiplantae; Streptophyta; Magnoliopsida; Poales; Poaceae.
GAAAUGCAGGGCGCUAGUCGUGCGAAGAGUUGGGCUAAAGCUGUGCAAAAGGAAUGGAAAAUUCUGGAGAACGACUUACCAGAAACCAUCUACGUGCGAGCGUUCGAGGACCGCAUGGAUCUGCUCCGGGUGGUGAUGGUGGGUGCGAGCAGGACACCGUACCAUGAUGGCCUCUUCUUCUUCGAUCUGCAGCUACCUCCUUCGUACCCAGAUGCCCCACCGCAAGUGUAUUACCACUCCUUCGGCCUACGCCUCAAUCCAAACCUCUACGAGUCUGGUACAGUGUGCCUCAGCCUGCUAAACACAUUCGGUGGCGAGGGCACCGAGGUCUGGUCCUCGACGGCGUCAAGCCUCCUCCAAGUUGUUGUCUCCAUCCAGGGCCUUGUCUUCAAUGACAAACCAUACUACAAUGAGACUGGCUAUGAGACAAUGGUCGACAAACCGGAGGGCCGCCGCAAUGCGCUGCCCUACAGCGAGAAUGCUUACCUGCUCACCCUGCGGACCAUGCUACACCUUUUACAUCGGCCACCUCGGGGAUUUGAGGAAUUCGUUAAGGAACACUUCCGCCAUCGGGGAAGGUUUGUGCUCAGGACAUGCAACGCGUGGCUGCAGGGAAAUAUUGUCGACAAUGCUCAUGCCACUGAA